AUGGCGCCACCGCUGCCCUCCUCGGGCGCGGGUCACGCGCGGUCGGCCGGACCCCCGCUGGCGUGGGACAACGGCCGCGCGCAGCCGAAGCGCAUGUUCUCGCGCCAGUCGAGCCGCGCACCGUCGCCGACGUCCUCGGCGUGGUCGCACCACGCGCCGUCGCAGUCAAACCUGUCGCUCGCGCACUACCGGGACGACGGCCCGCCCGCGCGCGGCGGUGCUGCUGCUGCUGGGGUGGCGUUCCGGUCGCCGUUGUUCCGGCUGCGGCGCGCGCCGCUUUUGCGGGUGUUCGUGCCGUCGCCGGGCGGGGAGUGGCUGUCGGACGCGAGCGUGCAGGAGUGCGAGAUGGAGCUGCGCAAGGCGGGCGUGGUGGCGCUGCUGCGGCCUGGAGAUGUGGUGUGGGAUAUGGCGGUCGGGGACGAGGGGAAUACGGGGCGGCUGGUGUGGGACGGGAGGUUCCUCAUUGACUUGGACUACACGUAUUCGGACAUGGGCGACUUGCCGCCGUAUUUGCCGUCCCUGGCGUUUCCUCCGUCGUAUUUCCAUCGUCUCAUACGGACCGCGGGGGAUCACAAGAACCCGAUAUGCCAUAUCGACGUCGCGCCGUGGGGGACUGAGAUCGCGGCCAACCUGCAGCUCCUGCAGGACCGCGUCAAAACUGAAACGCCGCAGGGCAGCUUUCAUACCGUCAUUCGAUGGGUGCACCGCUCGUCGUUCGAGAUACGCUCGCAGCACCGUGCGGCACCGAUGCUCGUCCUGCCGACGAAGGAGCGGCUGCCGAUCGACCUGGGGUGGAACGGCAAGGUCGUGGUUGAGGCCGAGGGCACCAACGAGGGCCUCGCGGACUUGCAGGGGCGGUGCUGGGGCGCGUUUCCGCCGCGCACGGGGGCCGGGGCCGAGCUGGUGAAGAAGUCGGAGCGGGAGCGGUGCGUGUGGAGGAUCUUGCGCGAGCGCAGCCGGCCGGGUGAGAUAUGGAUACGUGCGGUUGGGUAUAAGGAGCGACUGAUCGUUUAA
This is a messenger RNA of Heterobasidion irregulare TC 32-1, 1014 nucleotides long. RefSeq lists its product as uncharacterized. The transcript is spliced from 4 exons. NCBI's taxonomy places the organism in Eukaryota, Fungi, Basidiomycota, Agaricomycetes, Russulales, Bondarzewiaceae. Bases 1 to 1014 code for a protein of 337 amino acids. The record is from RefSeq and is a predicted model, not a curated record.